Aphanomyces invadans is the source of this 4652-nucleotide messenger RNA. RefSeq lists its product as hypothetical. Lineage: Eukaryota; Oomycota; Saprolegniomycetes; Saprolegniales; Verrucalvaceae. Gene Ontology annotation, molecular function: DNA-directed RNA polymerase activity; DNA binding. The transcript has 19 exons. The record is from RefSeq and is a predicted model, not a curated record. Bases 44 to 4540 code for a protein of 1498 amino acids. Gene Ontology annotation, biological process: DNA-templated transcription.
UAUCAACCAAUCCUUCGAACUCGGUGAAUCUGGCGCUGGCACCAUGAACAGCUCGGCGUCGUCGAUGUCGACGGCGGUGCGACGGAACCCGCUCGUAAAGCAGUUCGUUCUGGAGAAUGAUCGCCCGUCCAAGAUCAGCCAUCUCAACUUUGGUCUGUUGAGCUCCACCGACAUGAUGCGCAUGUCGGAGAUUCCCAUCCAUUCCAAAGACCUCUUCUUAAUGCCGACGCGCGAGCCUGCUCCGAAUGGUGUAUUGGACAAGCGCUUGGGAGUGUCGAACAAGGUGGAUGACUGCGAGACGUGUCAUCAGAAGCUGUCAGACUGCGUUGGCCACUUCGGGUACAUUCAACUGGAACUUCCUGUUUUCCACAUCGGGUACAUCAAAGCGACGAUCGAAAUUCUGCAAAACAUUUGCAAGAGCUGCAGUCGCGUGCUGCUUGGCGGCGACGUCCGUGAGUCGUUCCUCCGUCGCAUGCGAGACCCGUCCGCCGAUGCGCUCAAGAAGAUUAACACACGGAAGCGCAUCAGCUUACUGUGUAAGAAGGUCGUUCGGUGUCCCCACUGCGACGCAAUUAACGGCACUGUGCGCAAAGUCACGAGCCCAACGCUCAAGAUCAUCCAUGAAAAGUACCGUGCCAAGUCGGCCCACGACAUGCGAACGGUGUUCGUGGCCCAGUUUGCACAGGCUCAAGCGGCCAACCCCGACCUGACCAACUCAUUGCUGAGCAAAGCACAAGAGGACCUGAGUCCCGUCGUCGUACAAGAACUCUUUGAGCGUAUCCCGGACCAGGAUUGCCCAUUGUUGUGGCUCAAUGCAUUUGCUGGGCGCCCAGAGAAGCUCGUUCUGAAUGCGAUGCUGGUGCCACCCGUCUGCAUUCGCCCGAGUGUUGCCAUGGACGUGGGCAGCGGAAGCAACGAAGACGACUUGACGGUCAAAUUGCAAGAAAUCAUUCAAGUAAACUUUGCACUCAAAGCGGCGCUGCAGAAAGGGGCGACGCUCAAGAUGGUCAUGGAGGACUGGGAUUUUUUGCAAAUCCAAGUCGCGCAGUUUAUGAAUGGCGACACCCCCGGCUUGACCAAACUUCAAGGGGCACCAAAACCCAUUCGCGGGUUGUGCCAGCGCCUCAAAGGCAAACAAGGCCGUUUCCGUGGCAACUUGAGUGGCAAGCGCGUGGAUUUCUCUGCGCGCACGGUCAUUUCCCCCGAUCCAAACCUCCGCAUCGACCAAGUGGGGGUCCCUGAGCACGUCGCCAAAACCAUGACGUAUCCAGAAAAGGUGACGCGAUACAACAUUGCCAAGCUGCGCCAGCGCGUGAUCAAUGGACCUGCAGUUCACCCGGGGGCCAACUCGAUCCGCAUUGAAGGCCAGAAAUACACGAAAAAUCUCAUGUAUGGCGAUCGGGCGAGCCUCGCGGACGACUUGAAAGAAGGUGACAUCGUCGAACGGCACAUGGAAGACGAUGACAUUGUACUGUUCAACCGGCAACCGAGCUUGCACAAAAUGAGCAUCAUGUCGCACCGCGCGAAAGUUCUCCAGUGGCGAACGUUUCGCUUUAACGAGUGCGUGUGCUCGCCGUACAACGCGGAUUUCGACGGCGACGAAAUGAACAUGCACUUGCCGCAGACCGAGGAAGCGCGCGCGGAAGCGGCGACGCUCAUGUGUGUUCCAAACAACUUGAUCACAUCCCGCAACGGCGAACCGCUGGUGGCGGCGACUCAAGAUUUCUUGACCGCGUCCUACUUGCUCACUCAGAAGAACAUUUUCUUCAACCGCGAACAAUUUUGCCAAGUGCUGACGCUGAUGGGCGACGGACUCGACGACAUCGAGUUACCGGAAGCUGCGAUUGUGUGCCCGAUCCGGCUGUGGACCGGCAAGCAAGUGUUUUCGCUGCUCGUGCGACCCAACCGAAAGUGCCCCGUCAAAGUCAAUUUUGAACUCAAGGAACGCAACUACACGACCAACUUGAGCAUGUGCUACAAGGACGGGUAUGUCGUGUUUCGCAACAGCGAGCUCCUGAGUGGCAACUUGUGCAAGAAAACGCUCGGGGACGGCAGCAAGAAAGGGCUGUUUUACGUCUUGAUUCGAGACCACGGGCCCGCCGAAGCCGCGCGGUGCAUGAACCGGCUCGCAAAGUUGUGUGCACGCUGGCUGGGCAACUUUAAAGGUUUUUCGAUCGGGAUCGACGAUGUGACGCCGUCCAAUGACUUGAACGAGAAGAAGGCGGUUCUGCUAAACGCGGGGUACGACCGCGCCAACGACACGAUCGAGCAAUACCGUCGCGGCAAACUCGAGCUCAAGCCUGGGUGUAAUGCGCUCGAGUCCCUCGAAAGCGAAUUGAACGGACUGCUGGGGAAGCUUCGUGAGACGGCCGGGGCCGAGUGCAUGCGAUCGCUUCCGUUUCACAACAACCCUCGUAUCAUGGCCGAGUGCGGGUCCAAGGGGUCGGCGCUCAACAUUUCGCAAAUGGUGGCGUGCGUGGGCCAGCAGAGUGUCGGGGGCAAACGUGCCCCCGAAGGGUUUGUGAACCGGACGUUGCCGCACUUUUUGCCGUAUGCGUUGCACGCUGCCGCCAAAGGGUUCGUCAGCAACUCGUUUUACUCGGGGCUGACGGCGACCGAAUUCUUCUUUCACACGAUGGGUGGUCGUGAAGGGCUGGUCGAUACCGCUGUCAAGACCGCUGAAACCGGGUACAUGGCGCGUCGAUUGAUGAAAGCACUGGAAGACUUGAGCUGCCAAUACGACGCGACCGUGCGCAACUCGGAAGGCAGCGUCGUGCAGUUCACGUACGGCGACGACGGCCUCAACCCUGCCUUCAUGGAAGGCGACGAUCGGCCUGUGGACUUUGACCGCCUCGUUGUGCAUGUCAAGAACACCGUGCCAGAUCGCACGGGUGUCGCGCUGACGCCGUUUGAGCUGCGCGAAUUGGGUACCGACGCAGUCCAGCGCCCCGACUUCCAGUCGAUACUUCCACUCGGCCGCAAGUUUCUCACCGAAGUCGAACAGUUCUUUUACAAAGCCGCGGCGACGUUGGCUGGCAUUCGCAAGAGUGUGCACUUGCCGCCGUUGGACGAUUCAUCCAUGACCCCGUUUUCCGAAUCCCUUGGCGCGGCGUUUCAGUCGGAGCACAUGGGACAUGCUGCCCCCGUCAAGAAGGAAAAGAUUGCGUCGCGGAAGACCGCGCCGUCCACGUCGGGCGCUGUGGACAACAAAAAGGAUGUCUUGGCAUAUGUCGGCCAAGCGCAGUGGCACCACACGUUUUCGAACGAGGCGGCGUUGACGCAGUGGCAAAAGCAAGCCUCUGUGCAUGGAACGAAGGAACAAAAGGAAGCCGCGCGACUGCUCGUACACAACGUGUGUCGGUUGACGCGGCUGCAGUGCGAGACGUUGCUGCAGUUGAGUUUGACCAAGUACCAUCGUGCCAUGAUGGAGCCUGGCGAGGCCGUGGGCGCAAUUGGCGCGCAGUCGAUUUCCGAGCCGGGGACGCAAAUGACGCUCAAAACAUUUCACUUUGCUGGAGUUGCAUCCAUGAACGUGACGUUGGGUGUGCCGCGCCUCAAAGAAAUCAUCAAUGCUGGCAAGAACAUCUCGACGCCAAUCAUCACGGCCGCGUUGGUGUGCGCAGACGAUGAGCGCAGUGCGCGGAUUGUCAAAGGGCGCAUUGAAAAGACGACGCUGGGAGAAGUCGCCGUCCACAUCAAGCAAGUGUUUGCAAGGGAUCAAGCGUACUUGUCCGUCAAGCUCGACAUGCAAGCAAUCGAUGCGCUGCAGCUCACCAUCGAUGCACGCACGGUGCGCCAGGCCAUUCUCGGCGCUGUGGGCAUGCCGCCCCGCAGCAUCGUCAAACUGCUCAAGGAGCCGCACGUGCUACUGAACGCCCGCCGCCCGGACAAACUGCGCAUCCUGGCGCCGGCGAAAUACAAAUCGGCAAUGGAUUCUCGGUCGAGCAUGUAUUUUGCCAUGCAGUCGUUGAAGGCGGCGUUGCCGAAAGUGAUCGUCCAGGGAAUUCCCACCGUGAAUCGCGCUGUCAUCAACUACGAAGAAGGCAAGGACAAGAAGCUGCACUUGCUUGUCGAAGGGUACGGCCUCAGCGACGUGAUGGGCAUUCCUGGCGUCGACGGCCUCCACACGACGUCGAAUCACAUCAUCGAAGUUGAGAAAACCCUCGGGAUCGAAGCCGCCCGCUUCUUGAUCGCGUCCGAAGUCAGUUAUAUCAUGAGUGCGUACGGCAUCGGGAUCGACCGGCGGCACUUGAUGCUGCUCUCGGACAUCAUGACGUUCAAGGGCGAAGUCCUCGGAAUCACACGGUUUGGCAUUGCCAAGAUGAAGGAAAGCGUGUUGAUGUUGGCCUCGUUCGAGAAAACGACAGAUCACUUGUUCGACGCGGCGGUUCACUCGCGAACAGACGCGAUCGUCGGCGUCAGCGAAUGCAUCAUCAUGGGGAUUCCCAUCGCCGUGGGCACGGGUAUCUUCAAGCUGCUGCGUCAAGUGGAGCAGCCGCCGAUUGUCAAGCGUCUCCCGCUCAUGGAGCAGUACGCAUAGCGUCCCCAGAUGCGAAUCGUAGCUCAAACGACAACACGGCGUCCACAAAACCGGUGUGUGCUCUAUCGUGUAAAUUUCCGAUAACGCCGUCCGGAGCUUGGUGCAUGGUCGA